GCGUUGGGGCCGCAUUUCUCUUUCGCACUUCGAUCGAAGCAGACGUGUCUCUCUCCUACCGUGAUCGCGUGUUGUUGUUGUUCGUCGUCGUCUUCCUCUUGCCGAUCCAUCGCAUCCGCAUAUCCACCCACCCCCCACGAGUGAUAUCUGUGGAAUCAAAAGCCAUGUUGAAGUCCAUUCUCGUUUUGUCGUGCCUCCUGGUGGCCAGCAGCAGCCUCGUCCGCGGCGAGGACCUGAAGGUGGAGGUGAUCAGCACCCCGGAGGUGUGCGAUCAGAAGUCCAAGAACGGCGACUCCCUCACCAUGCACUACACCGGCACCCUCCAGGCCGAUGGCAAGAAGUUCGACUCGAGCUUCGACCGCGACCAGCCCUUCACAUUCCAGUUGGGAGCCGGCCAGGUGAUUAAGGGCUGGGACCAGGGCCUCCUCAACAUGUGCGUGGGUGAGAAGCGCAAGCUGACCAUUCCCCCCCAGCUGGGCUAUGGAGAUCAGGGCGCCGGCAACGUGAUCCCGCCCAAGGCCACCCUCCUGUUCGACGUGGAGCUGAUCAACAUCGGCAACGCCCCGCCCACCACCAACGUCUUCAAGGAGAUCGACGAGAACGCCGACAAGCAGCUGAGUCGCGAAGAGGUAAUCGUCUAUGUCAGCGAAUACCUGAAGAAACAGAUGACCGCCGUCGAGGGCCAGGACUCGGACGAGCUGAAGAACAUGCUGGCCGAGAACGACAAGCUGGUGGAGGAGAUCUUCCAGCACGAGGACAAGGACAAGAACGGCUUCAUCUCGCACGACGAGUUCUCCGGGCCGAAGCACGACGAGCUGUAGGCUCCUGGCGAGGCAGGGCCUGGCGGGAAGGGACACGAGUGCUUAAGUUAUAUGAAACACAAAAAUAAAUAUAUACACACUAAGAAAUAUAUAGAAGAUCAGAUGAGUGCGACUGAUGCGUUUCGAUGUCAUUUUGUAUAUAGAUCCAGAAACAUUCGACCCAUUCGAGGUUCUACAGAGUCGGAGUCCCUAGUUCUAGAAAUCGGUUCUAGACGUAGCUUAAAUUAUAUACAAUCUGAGCGAGAAUGAACAUCUUUUUUAUAUACAUUUAUAGGUUGUUAUAUUCAAGUUGUGACUAAUUUGUGCUUGGCGUUCAUAUCAUAUUUUAUAAAAAACAAGAAACACACGACAAAGUCAAUUGGAAACUUUGGAGUUCAAUAAAGAAUACACCUAACUUAA
Messenger RNA from Drosophila bipectinata, 1220 nucleotides. RefSeq names its product peptidyl-prolyl cis-trans isomerase Fkb14 (gene Fkbp14). Lineage: Eukaryota; Metazoa; Arthropoda; Insecta; Diptera; Drosophilidae. The record is from RefSeq and is a predicted model, not a curated record. Gene Ontology annotation, molecular function: peptidyl-prolyl cis-trans isomerase activity; calcium ion binding.